Molecule: messenger RNA, 210 nt
Organism: Dictyostelium purpureum
Lineage: Eukaryota; Evosea; Eumycetozoa; Dictyosteliales; Dictyosteliaceae
Exons: 1
Coding region: 1-210 (69 amino acids)
Source: RefSeq, a predicted model, not a curated record
AUGGAUGAAGAAACUGCUUAUGAAGGUGAAGUUAGCGUCAGUUGGGGCGAACUUUUAAAAAGUAUGAUCAGAGAUCCAGAAACUAGAGACAGUCUUUUAGAAAAUUUAAAGAAUAUUUCACUUUUUGUUGCAUCAUCAAUGAUUGUUGCUAAAUAUGCCGAACAAAUCUCAGAACCAAAGUUACUUAUGAAACUUUUCUUCUCAGAAUAA